UUAUUUGAGAUGAGAAUUUCUCGUGCAAUCUGGUUAGUCAAGUUUCAGAUUUCCUCCUUUCUACAAGCUUUAGUAGAACUUUCGCUCGAAAAAUGCUAAUUUUAAUUUUACUAAGCAUCUCUUUACUUUCAACAGCAGUAAAUUCCGCUGUCCCGUCAACACUCAACAUGUGUACGCCAUUUGAAUUUAAGUGUAUUGAGGAUGGCUCAUGCAUCCCCGACGAACUUGUUUGUGAUGGUAAGGCUGAUUGCUCAGGUCGUACAGAUGAAACUGAAGAAUUGUGUCAAAAAUUAAAAUGUCCAAGAUACAGCUUUAGAUGUGCUUAUGGAGCUUGUAUAGAUCCAAGAAAUGUUUGUAAUCAAAAGAAGGACUGUUUGGAUGGAUCUGAUGAGCUGCCAAUUAAUUGUAUUGAGGAAGAAGAGAAUGAACUUGUUGGAUGUCCCCUUGACAAGUACCACUGUAGAUCUGGUGAAUGUAUAGACUCAGAGACUGUCUGUAACGGUGAAGUUGACUGUGCUGAUGGCUCCGAUGAAGAAGAAAACAUUUGUCUUAAAAUAACUUGCCCAAAGAAUGCAUUUCGAUGUCGUUAUGGCGCUUGUGUGCCAAAAAGUUUUCGUUGCACUGGAACCAGUCGAUGUGCUGAUGGUUCAGAUGAGGAUGAGCUGCUGUGUGGAGCACAUUAUAAUGUUUACUUGAUUAAAGGAAAUUUAACUGGAAAGGUUCCACCUGGAUCGUGUCGAUUGCCAUCCAGAAAUGAUCUACGGUACAUUAAUUCUAUAUUUGGUGAAGAAUACUUGCCGGGUGGAUAUGUCAAUGAUGGCGAAUAUAUCGAAAUAGUUUGUAAAGGUGGAACAACUAUGAAUGUAAGCAUGGACUUUGAUUCAUCAAAUAGCUGUGAUCGAACGAAAUGGACUAGAAAAUGGUCUUUAUUUCCAGAAUGUCAAACAAUUUGCAGUGGAGCUGAUGUCAUUGGCCGAACAAUCAAAACAAUCUGCGAAGUAAACGACAAAUUUAUCCCAUGCAAUCAACAGCAUGUUGUUGGGACAAUAGCUCAUAUAACUUGUGGAUCUUACUAUGAAAUGCCAAACUUAAAUGUCAGCAAACAUUUAUCACAAAAAUUGACAUGUUUGUCAACUGGAAGCUGGGACAAAAUUGCACUACGUUGUACACCAAAAUGUGGUCGAGUUACUCAAGCUGCAACAGCUUAUGUUGUUGGCGGGAAGAAGGCUAAGAAUGUUGCUGAGGUUCCAUGGGUUACUGCAAUUUACAAACGUGACUACUUAAUUUGUGGUGGCACAAUAAUAUCUGAGAGAUUAGCUGUAUCCGCUGCACAUUGCUUCUUCAAAGAGCAGCCAAGCAACCUAGUAGAGAGUGUAAUCCUUGAAGACUUGUCACUUUUCAAAGUAGCAGUUGGAAAAUACAAUCGUGACUUAGCAGCUCAAGAAACUUUUCAAUCACAAUUCUUUAACAUUAGUGAAGUUAUUUCUGUGCCUGGAUAUGACGGCUACAUGGGAUUCUUUUCAGCUGAUUUCAUUAUUCUUGUUCUUGAUGACUACAUUGUCUUUCGACAGCACAUUGUUCCGAUCUGCAUAGACAAAAAUACAUAUUUAGAGGAAGAGAUGACAAUUCAACAAGGACUGGUCGGAAUUGUUGGUGGUUAUGGAUUCACAACUGCUGGAGGAAAUCCAAGUGAUGUUCUCAAAGUCGGAAAAUUGCCAACAGUAAGCUACAGUCAAUGCAAAAAAGAUGCACCACAAAACUUCAAGCAAUUCGUGACACCUGAUAAGUUUUGUGCUGGAAGUAUAAGUGGCGGUGAUGCUGUGUGUCAAGGAGACUCUGGAUCAGGAUUGGCAUUUCCACAAAUGAAAGAUGAUGAAGAAAUUUACUUUCUGCGCGGUGUCGUCAGUAAUGCAAGACAAGUUGAAGGCAAUUGUGAUUUGAGUUUCUAUACAAUGUUCACAAAUGUUUAUCAUUAUAUGAGAUUUAUUAAGUCAGCUGAAAAGAGAUUCCCAUCGUCUUAAACAUUUCAUCAAUUCUUAUCCCAUACCCUAUCCCAUACCC
Molecule: messenger RNA, 2061 nt
Organism: Chironomus riparius
Lineage: Eukaryota; Metazoa; Arthropoda; Insecta; Diptera; Chironomidae
Source: the annotation of a GenBank genome assembly